AACCAAGCCAGCCAUCAUCUCGGCCACGAAUUUGAUGGCAAUACCGCGAGUGAGCUUUUGCUAUGUUUCAUUGUAUUCCAUUUAGAAAACAUGGGUGAUCGUGGUUGGUGAAGCGAUAGUACUAUAUCAGGGUCUCUCCGCCAUCGCCAUCUGAAAAUGUUUAGCGCGCUAAAGAAGUGGGCGAAAGGGGGCAAUGAAGAUUCCAAACUCAACACUCCAUUGGGAGUGCGUGCGAUGGGCCAGGCGUUACAACGAAAGUUUGCCCGGGGCGUUCAGUAUAAUAGUAAGUUAUGUAGAUUAAAAAGUUAUGUAGAUUAAAAAGUCACUCACUUACCUCUUUUUGUGUAUUUUAUUGAUCGUUUAUUUGAUCUUUGGCCAGAUGGUGUCUGUAAUCUUGUUGACCUUUUUCUCGUCUGCCCCUAUUGUGUGAAAAUUUCUAAAUUUAGAACACAAAAAUCUUCUCUUACUAUAAUUAUUGCCACGAAAAUUUGAUUAUUUCCUAUUUCCUGUGGUAAUUCAUAGAUCUGAAAUUCAUUCAACUAACUGCUUAUACUGUAUAAUGUUAUUUUUGUAUCGCUGAUUUUGUUUCUGAUCUACCAUACUUUGCAACAGUUUCUGGAAAAAUCAUCACAUUAUUAUUAUCUUGUUUCAGACACUGAAUGUUGUGAUCUUUCUGAAUAGUUUUCGACAAUAUGAAUACCUUUCAGUUUCUCCUUAGUCUGUCACUUUUUGUUUAUUUGUCUCUACAGUUAUGAAAUUUAAUUUAAGAGCAGUAAAUAAAAGAAUAUUUAUUUCAUACAUACUGAACGAACGACUGUCAAAAUGUAUCGUUCAUCCAAUCAGAGAUACGAACGAUAGUGCUUCACAGUUCAGGGCAGCAAACGGCUUCCAAUCUUUGAAAUGUAUCGUUCAGUGUGAAAAAAUCAUAGUAUGUAUGAAAUUAAAAAACAUCAUACCAUGGAAAGUACUUGAAUGAUUUUUAAUCACUGGUUGCAAUGCAUAAAAAAACUCAUUUGUUUACUGUAUUCACUUGUUUGUUUUUUUAUAUAUAGCAACUUGUGAAUAAAAAUCAUUCAUGUGUUUUUCAGAUGGAAUAAUGUAUAUAUAUAGAUAUAUAUAAAUAUAUGUGACCCUCCAUGGGAAAAUGGACACUAACGCUUUUCCGUUAAACGGUCUCGAAAAACGGUUGUAAUCGGAUAGUAAACGGCUAACUCGAGUGUUUAAACGGAUGCCAUAACCACUUAAACGGAUGGCAAAAAAUUUAAACGGUUGACCAAAGUCCAAAAACGGAUAGCUUAGGCCUUCAAACGGUUGACCAAAAAUAAAAACGGAUAGCACGAAAUGUUAAACGGUUGACCAAAGUUCAAAAACGGAUGGCUCACACUGUUAAACGGUUGACCAAAAAUAAAAAUGGUCAGCCCGAAACGUUAAACAGUUGACCAAAGUCCAAAAACGGAUAGCUUAAACCGACAAACAAUGAGCUAAAAAUUAAUGUUUAACGGCUGUGGUUGAGCCGGCGAGAUCUUCUGCGGAAAAACUUUCAGAGUGACAGCGGAUAAUUAUCCUUUAAAGCGAAAAUAUUGAGCAUGAUAAUUUGAAAAGUAAUAACUAGCAUAUACUUGCGCAUUUUAUUUCUAGGUUAAUUACUGCCACUUUCGUGUGACAUUCAUGAAAUAAGUGCAAUUUACAGAGAAUAGUUUAUGAGAAACUCAUAAUCUUCUCCUUUGUUUAUUCUUAUUAUUAUUGAAAAUGAACUUCAUUUUUUCCUGUUCGGAAGUUUCGCAAAACAAAGUUGCAUAUGCAAUGCCGCCACCUUAUCUGAAGCCGAGACGUCUCAAGGUCAAAUAACGCAAUGAAGUUCCAUUGCAAAUAAAAGGUUGAAUCGGUGUCGUGCACCAAGCGGGGCCGUUAAAAUGAUUGUCAAUAAAACCAAGAAAGAUGAAUCAAGAUGAUAUAAACAGAAAGAGAGUAGCCGAUUUAGCAGUCCAUCGACUGGGGGUCUGCAAAAUAUACCAACCCAGAUAUUUCAACUUAACUUGUUUGUCAAAGGAUGCGACAGAAACUCGCUUACUAUGAUCACGCAAAAGAUAAAACCAAAAUAAGAUACGAUCUUUCUGUAUUUCAAGAACCGGCAAGUAUUGAGCGAACUUAAGAUUGAUACUUCGAACUGCCUAUAACAGAAUGAUAGGCAAACAGUCCGAAGCUUUCUGUGGAACUUUAAACGGAUAGCUUUUUUUUUUUUAAAACGGGUAAGCAAGCCGUUUAAAUGUUUUUGCUAGAGCGUUGAACUGAUGCAAAUUUUUUUAAAUGGAUGCAAAUUUUUUUAAACGGAUGAACAAACCGCUUAAAUGUUUUGGCAAAAGCGUUAAACGGAUGCAAAUUUUUUUCAACGGAUGAGCAAACCACUUAAACGUUUUAGCUAAAGCGUUAAACGGAUGCAAAUUUUUUUAAACGGAUAAGCAAACCGUUUAAACGCUUUCAUGAACCGUUUAAAUGGAUAUAAACAGUUAGUAAACGGUUUUGCAGCUUAAACGGAAAAGUGUUAGUGCCCGUUUUCCCGUGGAGGGUCGCAUAUAUACGACACAUUUUGCAAAUUUAUAUAAUGGAGUUUAUCAUCAUCAUUAUCAUUAUAUUAUUAACAUGAAAGAUUAUUGUAUUAUUGUUGUUAAAAUGGUCACCAGGAUCCAAUUUCAAAAUUAUUGAUGUUUAUAACUUUUAACACCCCAAAAUCAGUAGGCAUAUUUUCCAUACUGUUCUCUACACUUUUUCUAAGGUGCUAACAAAGAGAAUUUUUUAAACAAUCAAGAGCUUCUUCAGUCAGUAAUCAUUUCUGUUAUUCUUGUGGCCUCAUUGUUUGAUUCAGGGGGGAUAUUGUGAGGAGAAAUUAGAAACUAAUCACUCUCAGGGGUUAAAGGGUUAAAGUUUAUCCAUGCUCAGCUAUAAUAGGAACAAAACUUCUGAUUGAUGUUAGUAGUUAUUAUUUGUAUAUGUGGAAAAAAAAAAAAAGAAAAUCAAACUACAUGUGAAAUUGUCUUGAUUCUGAUUAAUUAUACCAUGCAAAGGAACACACUAAUACAAACUUUGUUUUUAAAAAAUUUAUUUCAGUAGUGACCUUCCCAAAUUUUUCUUUCUUUUUGUAGUGAAAAUAGUUAUAAAAGGAGACAGAAACACUGGAAAGUCCUGUUUGUUUCAAAGACUUCAAGGAAGACCAUUCAAUGAACAGUAUAUUCCAACAAAUGAAAUUCAGGUUUGUCUAGUGGUGCUUUUAAUUGGGUGUCGUAAUCCAAAAAUAAUGAUAAUAAUUAAAACACAAAAAAAACCAAUCAGAGUUAUGCAGGUGAUUAUGGCAUAAGGGGAACAUAACUUAGCUGCAAUAUGGUUUUGGUUCUUUAUCUGAUAGGCAGAGAUGAUGGUGUGAGCUUGCCAAACCAGUAUAGACAUUCCUCAAUUUACUUUUAUUCAGAAGCGUAGCACCCUGUACAAAUGCAAGGGAUAUUUGUUCUAUAACUGAGGACCUUGUGGAUAACUUGAUAAAAAAGUUGGCAUUAGACAUGUUUGAGUUCAAGUGUGAUAGUAAUAAAUCACAAUUGUUCAGCUAUUUGAUUUUUGAAGAUAUACAGAUUAAAUGAACAAUAUAUUUUAAUUUGUCUCAACCUGUAGGUUGCAAGCAUACACUGGAAUUACAGAAGUAAGUUGAACUAUUAAUAAAAAUACUUGUGGAGACUGUAUAUUGAAUUACCAGUGUUCUCCUCAUUCUUUUUAUUGACAAGGUCUUAAGUUACAUGUAUAAUCUUAGUUUCCUAAUCAAAAGCACUUUGAAUCUGCACACCAUUUCUUGUCAGAAACUUUCAUGUCUGUUUAACCCUUCAACUCCCAGAUCAAAUUUGUUAUUCUCUUUACUGUCAACCAUAAAAUUCUUAUAAUUUUAGUUGAGAGAAUUAAGUAUUGGAUCAAAUAAUUAUCCCCAAAUUGACCUUUUUCUUUAUUCUCAUCACUUAUCUUGUUAAUAUUGUGCUGAUGUUGUAAAGAGAAAUUCUGUCUUGGUCACUCAUGGGAGAUAAAGGGUUGAUAUAAAACUGACCACUAUACAAGUGUGCAUUAACUGAUAAGCUAUUUUUCAAAUUUCUCUAGCCACUGAUGAUGUUGUGAAGGUGGAAGUCUGGGAUGUUGUAGACAAAGGUAAGAACAACUUUGAUACUUUCAUUUCUGAGAUCCUGUUAACCCUUUACCUCCCAAGAUCUGAUUUUUUAUUCUCCCCUCUAGCUUUUAACACGUAUUAGAAACAUUGUGUUCUUACCAAAAACAAUAUGCACUAAAAACGUUUACCAGAUGAGGGUAAAUUUUACCCAAAUGAACCAAUCAGAGCGCUUUGUUUCCUUAGGUCUCCUGCUGGGUAAAGUUUACCUGACUGGAGUAAACUUUACCAUUAGCAAUUCGUAAAACAGAGCUCUUAUGUGGGCUGCAUCAUUGCAGAAUAAUUAUAAUCUGUAUAUAUCCUUGUUAAUUAGUUAUGAGAAUUUGGUGUAAGAUCAAGAUAACUUCUUCCUGAUAAGUUUGAAUAUUCUCAUUACCUGCUUGCUGGAUAAUGUAAGGAUAUUAGAGGGAGAAGUUACAUGUUGAUCACUUCUGGGAGUUAAAUGGUCAAUAAUUUCCCAUUGAUACUGACUACAUGAACAACACCUUUCCUUGUAAAUUAAUCAAGGCAGUACCAUUAAGCUGAUAAUCUGGUUGGUUGUCAUAACCUGUUUGCAUGACAACAUAGUGGAAUCACAGGGGGAACUUACAUGUUGAUCCCCUCUGAGAUUUAAGCAGUUUGGUAUCCCAACAGUUGUUAUGUUCUUUAUCAAUCAACCAAUGAUUCUAUGUGAGACCUAACAGAACCUAUACAAUCAACAAAUCAGUUAAAUUUUUUUAAUCAACCUAUUACCUCACUGAGAUGAUUGGUUGUUCAUCAGAAACAUAAUUGUUUAAAAUUAACAUAUAUCAGAAGAUUCACAUGCCCCCUUGUACAGCUGAAUGGAAGAAAGGUUACAUUGCAAGUGAUCAAUAGCUUUUGGUCAAUGUUUUUGACAUUUUACCUUUGCUUUGAUUUUGAAGGGAAGAGAAAAACAUCUCACUCCAGCAGUCUCAAGCUAGAGAAUGAUACAAAGGAUAAGGUGAUAAAAACAUAUUCCCUAUCACUUUUUUUAAGCCAUUGAUAUUAAUUAACAAGUAAUUUUUUGAAUCAAAGCUUUUCUUUAAUUUGAUCAUGCAAUAUUUUAAGAUGUUUAAAAUAAGUUGAAUGGUAUGUGAAUUCAAAACAAAUCUUUUUUUUCACAAAUAGGGAUAGUGGUAUGUUUCUUUCUGUAAGUUGUAUUCUCCCCCAGAAUGUUGCCUUAAUUUCUCUAAGUUUUGGUUCAUGUUUGCAUUCUCUGUUUGGGAAAAAAAAAUUAUAUAUCAAAGGAAGAUCAGUGGAUGUUGUUAGAAGGAAAUCAGGCUAUUGACAUACACAUUUAGCUGGUUGUUACUUUAAGUGUCUUUUUUUUAGUCCUUAUAAUCUUGUUUCUAUUGAAAAUAUUGUUGAAAAAAGUCAACUAAUAAAUAUAUAUUUUGAGGUGUUGCUCAGGGAAAUAUUGUGGCAUUCAGGUUGGUGGGGGAGGGGUGGGGUUGGUAAAUAUUUGCAAGGGAAGGUGGCUUUUUGUUUUGGGCAAUUGAUAAAUGAAAAGGACUUUUAAUUUUACUUUAACUAUUUUGAGAAGGGUGUUGAUUUAAUCAGUAAUUAUCAGCUACAGUGUAUGCAGAGAUAAAAAUUUGUGCUUUUACUGUCAGUGCAAUUUAUUAGAUAGAGCAUUCUGCUAAAGUUGAUUUCUUCUCUUACUCUCCUGAUUCUAGCUCUCCACUGGUGGUAGUUUUCUUUUAGCAAUUGAUGGAGAAACUUUUGAGGUCUAACUAUGGAUUUGACUUCUUUUAGAAAUCUUUGAUAAGCUUUCAUCCGCUCUAUAUCCAUGUAAAGAUUACAUCUUUACAGUGUUGUCACCUGACCAAAGUCCACUUUUGCAAACUUAGACUCUCAGGAGUGGGUCUCUCUUUAGUUGUCAUUUCAUUUUUCUGCAUCAUGGUUUCACUUCCCUUGUUUUGGUUGGCAAGCUAGCUUCACAAGUGCUCUUUUAUCUACUUCAUGUCCUUCCUUUGAAUCAAUUCUUCUGUGUGAGCACAUUUUACCAUUGUAGCUCACUCCAGUUUCCUUUAACCCUUUAUUUAUCAUUGACUAACAUGUUUUUAAGACUGUAACUCACACCAAUUAUUUGUUUGACCAGAACUUUAUUAAUAAUAGUAAUCACAUCUAAUUACUAAAUAUAUACUGCAGUCCAAUCCCAAUAACUCUAACCUUCAAGGGAAACUAAUAAGGGUUGAGUUAUUAGAAGUUGAAAACAAAUGACCAGAAACAAGGGAAAAAUGGUGUUUACUUUUUUUUCUACGCAUACAGUAUACAUUUUAAUCAAAUUUAAUAAGGGAAAUCAACUUAAAAUGAAAUUCUUAACCCUUGAACUCCCAAGAUCUGAUUGUUAAUUAUCUCCUCUAGCUGCUACACAUUUCCUUGUAAAUUGGUUUUGAGAAUUUGGUGUUCAAUCAAGAUAAUAUCUGGUACCUGAUAAGUUUGAGUAAUCUCACUACCUGUUUGCUGGAUAAUGUAUGGAUACCAUAUGGAGAAGUUACAUCUUAAUCACUUCUGGGAGUUAAAGUACAAGUGCUGAAGAAAUCACACUGUGAUGUAAAUGUUUCAGACUGCAAUACUGGUUUUUUUAUUUGUCUUGUAUUGACAGAGGUGGUUUGAAGUGUUUUGAGUUAUUGAGGGUAAAAAUAUAGAGAGAAUAUGACAUGAAGGGAAACAAAAGUUUCUUUGAUUUUAUUAGUGGGAGGGUUGAGUCACAGAGCUGAGGGUAACAUUGCAAUAAUGUAUGACUAAAAUCUAGGGAAACUGAUUUUGGUUCAAGUUAGUGUGAGGUUUGAGUUGUCAAGGGUUCAAGUUAUUGGAAUGCAACUGUUUAAACUCUGUUUGCUUUGUUUGACCCUUUGAUGCUCAGGAAUUAUCAAAAAGGACUAUCCCAUACAUGUAUCUUUACAUGUAGCUACAAGAAAAGCAUGGCAGACAAUGCAGAGAAUUGAUAUUUUGAUCUUGAGAGUUGACAGGUCAUCUGCUCUAACCUAUAUUUCACAACAUAAUAAUUGCCAGUGAGUAGCAUGAGGCAUCGUAUUCCAUAAACUAAGCCCUUGAAAUUCAUCUCUGUGCCUGUCUAAUGUUAAUGUUAUUGUGUAAUGCUGUAUUUUGUAUUUAAACUUUCUGUGCUGUACAAAACUCUGGCAUUUGAGUGGCUGAUGAAAGUGGGUUCUUAGCCCUGUUAUAUAUGAUUUUUGUAUAAAUUUAUCCUUUAAUUGAUGCAAUGGUCUUGAAUUGUCAGGCUGAAAAAGAUGGCACAGUUUUAGAUGCAGAGUUUGUUGAUGUGUACAAAGGAGCUCAUGGUGUUCUGAUGGUGAUGGACAUCACCAAACCAUGGUUAGUCUUCCUAGGCUGGGUUGGUUUGUUUUGUUUGUUUUAUUUUCCACAUUUAUUGAUUGAUGUUUGAUGUUUUUUGAUAAGAAAAAAAUUAGGUUAUGGACCACACCUUUUGAUCCAAAUUGGUUUUCAUACUUUUCCAGUAAAAUUGACCCUUAGUUUCAUGAGAUUACAUUAUUUUUUCACCAUUUUAAAUAAAUUUUCUGAUAACCAUAUAAAUUAUAUUUCUUCACAGGCAAUUGUUGCAUAACACAAUUCCAGUCAUGUUUAAUGCAGUUAACGUGUCUCUUAGUGUCAUUUAACCCUUUCCACCCUAACAUCAGUAUGCAUAUUCUCCUUACUGUUCUCUGCACAUUUCCUGUGGUGCUGACAAUGAGAAUUUGUUUAACAAUCAAGAACUUGUUUAGUUGGUGAUCAUUUCCUUUUUUCUUAAGACCUUAAAUUGUGAUUCAGGGUUGAUAUUGUAAGGAGAAAUUAGAUGCUGGUCAGUUGUAGGGGUCAAAGGCUGAAAGCUUUUACCAGGUUCUGGUAAACAAAGGCUAAGUUGACAGUUAAUAAUGCCACUGAUCCAUGUUUUUAUGUAACUUUAGGACUUUUAAAUAUUUGGAGAGAGAACUUCCAAAAGUACCAGCUCAUAUCCCUGUCCUUGUUCUGGUAAGCCUCAGAUCACGACUGUGUUUGUGAGAUUUCUUUAUGUGGAAUUAUUUUGAUUUGCCAUUUUUUUUGGGUAAUCAUCAAAGUCUUAAUAUAAAUUAAGUGAUGUGUGGAAAAUUUGUAUGAAACACUGCAAAUGUGAUGAUGUGACAGUAGUUGUGACAAAGGUAUGUCAACUUUGAUCUUUGCAACUGUUGUGCUUACCACUAAAUUGAUGGUCACAGAAAUUCAAGACAUUUUUUAAUUGAAGAAAGUUUACGAACUUUUGGUGGUGAAAAUUUAUAUUUUAGUCAUCAAGACAAGCAAGUAACACAAACAAUCAAGUGGUGAUUGCCAUUGAAAAAAAGAUUGCUGUAAAUAAGCUUAGAGAAAUUCUCAGUGUGAAUUUUUGUAGAAAACACAACAACAAUUCUUGUUGUAAAAUAAUUGUAAUUUUUAAAUUAAAUGCAUUUGUCAGGCUAACCACCGUGACAUGGAAGAACAUCGAUUAAUCCCUUCGGAAGAGGUCAUUGCAUUCAUUGAACAUAUGGAGAGGUAAGUGAGAUCUACUCAGUAAUGCAUAUGUUCCAGUAUUGUAUGUUUAAACUAACAUGUAGCUAAAGAAGUUUUCCUCUGGACUUAUUAAAAAUUAGUCCUUCUCUCUAGCCAGACCUCGUAAACUCUUCUCUACUUCAUUAAUUAAGCUGUAGAUACUGUUACAGUGCAGCUGUCCGGCGAUUCUCCGUAUGGAAACAAAGAUGACUGAAUUAUUAAAAUGUAAUUGUGGAAUUAAUUUCUCUUCUGAUCGGCACCUUACCACGUGCUAUGUUCAACAUUCUGGUAAAAAAAAACAUACUUAUGUCAACAUACAUGUGUAUAAAAGAAAGAUUUGGUUAAAGGCUUGUCUGAAGUUAAGAGUUGAGUGUGGUUGAGACUUGAUUCUCGCAAGAAUCAGUAUCGGACGCAUUUGAUUUGCAGCCUUGUUGCAUCUAUAUGUUAUUUUACUCUUUUAUGACGAGAGUCGAAUUUUGAAUCAGACCUGACAGGUGCCCUCCUGUGCAUUAUGCUGAGACCUCCAUGAAGAACGGCUUUGGACUGAAAUACAUUCACAAGUUUCUUAAUCUACCUUUCUUAUUGUUACAGGUAUGUAUCCUGUGGAAAAUUUUACCUGGCCUGAUCCAGGCGUUCGGUUAGUAAGCGUAAACGGCGCGAUGGUAGCGGCAGAUCGAGGACGAGAGAGGUUUGGGACGACCUGACCCAUACCUCUCAUUUUCUCACUCCUCCGCUAUUACAGCGCUGUUUACUUUCGCGCUUCGUUUUACUAACUGAAAGUCUGGGACAGGCUAAGUUCUACCUUGAAAUGUAACCUUUUGUCUGAUACGACCACAUGAAUGCCCUAAUGCACAAUAAUAUCUUCUAUGUGUUUGAACAGAGAGAAACUCUUAUGAAACAGUUGCAAGUCAAUGCAGAAGACACCGAGGUACCUCAAUGUUAACGUUUUGUUUUAAUAUGCUAGUUUUCCUUUUUUUUGUUUUUAUUUUAUUUUUCGUUGUCAGUAGUAGCUCAUUCAGUUUCAUGUAUGUUGAGAAAGAACUAAGAUUUGUGCGAAUUAAGAUAAGUUGUUCGAUCUUCCUAUGGUGUAGUAAUGUAUUACGAUAAGAGACAUUGAAAAGACUUUACACAAUUCUGAUUUUGUUCCGUAGUGAGCAACUUUCAAUCGCUCUGUAAUUGGUCCAGAAUACUCCCGCCAUCCUCUCACCCAAUCAGACACAAAACGAAAACCAAUCACGACUUGUCGCUCGGAUUUUCCCGCGCUUUAGGCAGUUAUAACAAUUGCAUGAAACGCUCAAUAAUGGUACUUUUGUUGCAGUCAACUCUUGAAGAACUGCAGAUUCACAAGGAAUCCGAGGAGCAGAACUACGAAAAGUGAGUUGCUUAUAAGGAAUUUGCUUCUUGUUAGCUUGUAAUUGAAGACAUCUCAACGCUGUUCCAUACCAAAGAAUUACAUGUCUUGCAAAAAGAGUUUUUACUCACAAUUUUAUGAUGUGACAGCUGAUUCCCUUGCUGACGACUCAACAAUACGUGCUCUUUAGCUCCCUCGCCCAACACACUCUGUAUCUCGAACACAACACGCUCUCUCUCGAUCACUCACGCAACACACCCUAUCUCGAACACAACACGCAUUCUCUAGCACCACUCACGUAACGCUCUCUAUCUCAAACACAACACGCUCCUUAUCGGUCGCUCACGCAACACACUCUAUCUCAAACACAAAUUUGAUUUUAUUCAAAGGUUUGUGAGUUUGAUGGACCGAAGGAGAAAAGAACACGAAGCCAAGAAGGCUGCCGCCGCGGCUGCUGCUGCAGAAGCAGAUGGUGAAAAGACCGUGUCACCAGGUUCUCCUUCAGAAGAUAACAGAACAGGUUUCACGUUGAAAUAUUAGAACAAUUUUCAAUUUAUUUUAGGGAAUAAUUCAGAAGUGCUUUAGCUGUGCCCAAAACCCAAAACUCGCGUUGUGAUUGGUCAAAAAAACUCUUUCCACCCUUCCAACCAAUCAGAUCAUUGGUCACCCGCGCUUUUGGAAGCUUACUUAAGUUCUUAUUUAUCCUCUUUUACUCAUUAUCUUCCUAAAUUACGAUGUAUUACUGUGAUUGGUUUGGUUUGGUUUUGGGUUUGCGACCCUCAAUCGAAGUGUUCUUGAUAAGUAAUUUAUUUUUUUCCUCCUUUGUAAUGUUCUUGCAGGGAAAACUCCGAGUGGCGGUACCUCCUCUAACGGAAGUUCUCUUAACGAGAAGGCGUCGCAGAAAAUGCCGUCAGCAACGAGUCAGGAACCUGAUAAUGAAGGUAAGCGAUUAUAUUUACGUCGUCAGUCAACUCCAAGUAGUCUUUCCCUUCUAUUAUUCCAUUCCUAGCCUAAAUUUUUCGAUAUAACUUCAGCAGCUCUGCCUCAGAAUGGCUUGACACAUUCCUCCACCAACAUCGACGAGUUUAUACCCGAGGAUGAAUUAGACGCAGGGUUUUUAGAUGAAGACGGAGGGUCAAGAGGUAAAAAGCGCACAAAUAAAUCUGCAGCUAAGAAACCGCCGCCGAAACCUGUGGAAGUGGAACAGAACGAGAGUUACGAUAGUGAAAGGUGAGGUUGGAUUUCAGGUUUCAAUGAAUCAAGAGGAAAUGAUAGUUCGCUCCUCCGUCGCGGUAAAAACUUAUUAGGGACCUUAAGCAAACCGCGACGGCGACGGCGACUGCGACGGCAGCGAGGACAUGGAAAAACAAAAGAUCUAAUUGGCAGAACAAGAGCUCAGCACGUGCGAUUUAAAAUUUUGUACAUUUCUUAGCCAUCCUAUGCAAAACAACAACGUGAAAUCACCACAAUCUGCGUCGUUUGCGAACCGAAACCGCGACGGCAAAUUAUGUUAAUUUCUAUUUGGAACUCUACGGUUCUUUUAUACGUUAUGCUGAAGGUGAGGUGUGACGCCGUAUGAGAAGGUAAACACAUGCAGCCAUUUUUUAAAUUCUAAUUAAAGGCAGAAAUUCAUUUUUUAAUCUAAGUAUUCCUUGGCGUUGCCGUCCUGACUGCUUAAGCUCCUAUUAAUAACUCUUGUUGAGGCAAAUGUACUGGAGCUGAAUUUUCCGAAAGCAUGUGUAACUUUAAUUUUAAGUGUAUUUGCCAAGUCUUUCAUUACUGAUUCAAAUUGUAUCUUCGAUGUACUCGUAACUUUCUUCUUGAGGAGUCUCCUGGAUAAAAUAUACAAUAAAACGCAACAGAACAGAAUGGCAUGUCAUGUUAGUUUCACUGCUAAAGAAGUCUAGUUUAAGAAUCAAAUUACAAGUUUAACUAAUGCUGCUAUUACCACUUGUUUUUUUUUUCUUUUUUUUCCUUUAUUUCAUUUUUUGUUUUUAUUUUUUCCUUUUUCUCUUUCUUCUUCAUUUCUUCUGAAGAUUUUUUCUUCUCAUGGUCUGAAAUAAAAAAAAGUCGUUCAGAAAAAGCAUGUCAUAUUUGUCAGACUGCCAAGGAAAAUUGUUGAAGAAAAAGUUCUCAAGAGUAUACAAUGAAAUAGUGUUGGUAUUCCACAAAUUUUUAUCUUUCAUCCUUUUUCCUUUCUAAUUAAGAUUUCGUUUGUUCAUUUCUCUUUAGUGACAGUGAAGGACGUAACCCAAUGGUGGCAGGAUUUGCUGAGGACAUAGAUUCCGACGAUGAAGAUAUCACACCUGUUGUCAACAAUCACGUUGAUGAAGAACUCGAUGAUGAUCCUUUUACAACACCAAAGAAAUCCAACACAGCCUUGACUGUUGAGUUAACUUCAAGCGAGGAAGACAAAGAAGACGAAGAGGACAAAGUUGGGGUGGAAAAUAGAAAUGAUGGAAUGAAGAAAGGGAAGGAGGAACUGAAGACUGAAGAAACGCAAAAAAGGGAAAGUGGAUCCAUGAAGUUAGGCUUUGAAAUACCAGCCAAGUCUCUGAUGACAGAAGAACCUGUUGUAGAUGGUCUUGGUCUUGCAACAGACGACGUCGAUGAUUGGCUGAACUCGCCUGAUACAGAUCCCAAGGUAUUGUUGAUUACAAAUUGUAGGCUUAUGUUAUAACCUUGUGACUCCGGAAACCUUAGAGCUAAGAUUCCCGACCGACAGAAAAAAAAAAUGACUCGUUGUUUAGUCCUUAUAGUUAAGAGGGAAAUAAGAGAGUUGCUUCUUACUUCAGCCUUGUUGUUUUAUUUAUUUAAUUUCUUCUUGUCGUCCUCUCAUUUAUACUUCCACAAACUUGAAGACACGGUCACUGCAUUGUUCUUGGCAAUAUUACACUGGCCCAUACGUGUGAUCGCCUCUCCGCUUCUGUCUUAAAAAUUCAAGUUACGCCCCCCUGCGGCUGCUUCUUAUUUCUCUCUAAUACAAUGACUCGCGCUCGCUUGCUCACUAUUUGUACUCAAAACUUAAGUCUCGAAUUUCUUGUGACGUAGCGACAACUGAGGGGGAUUUUACUCACCCUAUCGUGAGAAUUUAUAGGCUCAAAAAGGUUCUUUAUUUUCUUGCAGCCUCGAUAUUUGUAUGAUUGAAAAUCUUAUGUUUUUUUUCUUGUCAUGUAUUUUUCUUUCUGCACCAAAGACUCCGUUCCGUGUUGACAAAGACUACAAUACAAGGUCAGUGAAUUAAAUUCCCAGCGUUUUAUAGCCUGCAGUCUGAUUUUGGCUAGCGAGUGUUUAGUAUUUUCUUGGUAAAAAUCAUAGCUACCAUAGCUACCAUCUUUGACUUUUAUAGUCGCGGAAGGCUGAGGAGAGAAAGGAAUUUGAACUAAGGCAGAGGAGGGCAACCGUCCACUCUUAUUCUAAAUCAAAUAUGGCCGGCUGGAUAGAAAAUCGCGAGAUUUUAACGCAAAUACGUCCUUAUAAGACGCCUGCAUUGCUCGCUAUACGUUUGAUUACUGAUAAAUGUGGUUAACUAGAGAAUUUGUGUUACGAUUUGAAUCUUAUUUUCUAAUUGUGGAUACAACAAGAAGAACCGAAAAUGAUUUGUGUUCAAUUAUGUUUUGUUAGAAAAAGCGACAUUCCUGUCAUACCGGCAGAUGAUUGGGAACAGUUCAUGGCUUCACAAAUGAAGCAACAAACCAGAGUAGCAAACACUGGUAAGCAGCUACGUUUUUUUUUUAUUUUCCUGCCCUGUACUGCAUUCCACUGUAGCUUGAGUUAACCUCGUAAAAAAAGGAUUUUCCCCAGGUAGCAAGACAGGGAACUUCUGCACUCAUGCCAAGUGGCCCAUCCAGCUAAAGCUUAUCCCAGUUUCCUUAGCAUGAGGCAACAAGGAGUAUCUCUUGGAUAGGAUGCCAGUUCAUCGCAAAGUUACGCCCCGGCAUUUCAUCAGGCUUUCCUGACAAUUCGCCAGAACCCAUUUAUUCUCUUGGGUGAAGAAGCGCUGUGAGAACAGUCAGGUCGCCUCUUCCUCAGACUACUAAUAAACUUUUGAGUUGUUCUGUUUUUUUCUUUCGUUGUAGCAUCUAACUCUUUAAUAGACAUGGACCUCGAUGGAGAAGACAAUGGAGAUACAAGUAAGUGAAGAAACCUUAGAACAACUGUUGUGUAAUGAUCGGCACUGAUUUUCUCCCUGCAUUCUUUGCAUCGAAUUGUAUGUGGUCUUAAUGAGAAGUAAGAAACUGGUCUGAAGCGGAAGUCGUUGUGUUCAUGUAAUUUAAAGCAAAACUGUUGAGAGAAGUUGAGGAAUAUCGACGACGUUUAAUAUUUAGGAUUCUGCUGUAAGCUAAUUGUCAUUUCUCUCCUUCCUAUCCGCGUUUAGAUGAAGAAAGUAGAAGCCGUAAAAAGAAAGAGCACAAGGUAUGUACUUUUGUUCAAGGAUCUGCUCAUAUACUCUACUUCUGGCAUUUUUGCUUCUUAACCCUAUAACCCUUUAACUCCCAUGAGUGACGAAGACAGAAUUUCUCCUUACAAUAUCAAUACGAUAUUAACCAGAUAAGUGACGAGAAUAAGGAAACAUAUCAAUUUAAACGCGUGAGGCGCUACGCGUGUCUUUUUUGUUGCUCGAUCGCUUUGGGUUAAUCUCUCUUUUUGUAACAGACACCUCUCUGACCUAACGCGGGGUUCGCCGCUCGUGCUUCAGCGCCUGUAGGGUCCAGCUCACUGGCUACUAAGGACUCUCUUUCUCUGUUUAUGACUUCCCGUAUUCGGUAGCUCUGAACUGACUCCUUGGAAAUAUAUAUGAUGGUGACUGAAAUGACUUAUAUAUAUAUGUAAAUAAAAGAACUGCAAAAUGAAUUUAACAUUUGGUGCACGGCUUUCGGCUCGAUCUGCUCGCACGUUAUGAAAUGAAAACAUAGUGGUAAGUGUCUUCAGUAUAUCUGAGCUACGAGCAGUCCCUUUCCUAACUAUUAUAUAAAACAAAGAGGUUCCGUGUUGCCGUGGGUCUGUACAGUGAUAGAUCACGGAGGAUGUCAAAAUGUGUGAAGAACAUCAGUGACACACUCGGCUGCGCCUCGUGUACCGCUCUGAUCUAUUGCUAAACAGAAGCACGGCAACUCGAAAUCUAUUUAUUAAGUAGAGUCUCAGCUUUGUAUUUGUUUUCUUUCUUCAGAGUGGCGAGAAAUCUAAAAGUAAACAUAAACGAAAGCAUAAAGAUAAAGGGGAAGACGGAGAAGAUAGUGAAAAGAAGGAGAAAGAUAAAGAGAGGCGAAAAUCGCGACAUCGAGAAACCGACGAAGGAAAGGACAGGAGGAGAAGUCGAGACGACGAAGGCGAAAAGAAAAAGAAACAUCGUAGCAAGCACGGUAAAGGGAAAAGCGAGGAUGGUGUGCAAGGUGGCGUGACAUAUGAGGAACUAUGAUACAAAAGGGUUCCCUUCGUUUUGGUGUUUACCUUGCCUCCUUUGCCAUCAAGUCUCACGGUGAUGAUCUAAUUAAACCAAGAGUGUAUCUGACCGCGAUGAAAAACAAAAAUGGGCUUGAACAAAGCUGGAUAUGCAGUUGGUGUACUGCUGAAUAUGUUGCUGAAAUGAUUCAGCUAUGUCCACUGUCUGUUGAUGUAUUUUAUACCAAAUUGAAAUUGCUGAAACUUAGUGCAAUCACAAUAUGGUUGAGCAAGAUCCCUAAUUACGGAAAGCUGAAUAUAAACUUGCAUCGAGGUGGUGAGACAGCGCUUUGCAAUGAAUAAUCUCGUAUUCCUAAUUUUUUACGUAUGAACGCAAAUGACAUUUUGUAAGUUUGUUUUCUAAAGAUGAAUAAUUAUUUGUGUUAGGCUGCAACAAAUUAUGUAAUAGGGAGACUGAACCGACCAAAUGCUUAUUCUAAUCCCUUAAUAAGCAUUCUGUGAAGUUUGUUUCAAGUAGGAUGUUUUUGUGUUAGUUCUCGUUUUAGUGAAUGGCUAAAUUUUUUCUUAUUCGCGUAUUGCGACGUUUAUACCCAACGCCUCGCGUGUUGCAGUAGAGAACCUACAUCAUCAAAUUUAUCCCUAAAGUAUCACCCCUGAAUCAAACAAUAAGGUUAUGAGGAUAAAGAAAACUUUCAUCUGUGAUCGUGAACUCAAGAGCUCUUGAUUGUUCGACAAAUUCUCCUUCCAAGUACCAUGAGAAACGCAUGGAGAACAGUGAGGAGAACUUGUGUACUGAUAUUAGGGUGCCAAGGAUUAAUUUAAGCACCAGCUUGAACAUCGUCUAAUAGUAGGUAUUGAUAAGAUUCCAUAACUAAGACACAGAAAGAAGGACGUGAUCACGGUGCAUUUUGUUUUCCCAAUGUGUUAAGAGGACUCUUGUGAGAUUUUAGUAUAUGACUUUUUACUCGUGAAACCAUAUUAAGCAAUUCAACUUUGUCUGCUCUUUAUCCAUCCUGGCGCAGUCAGCGUGGAUAGGGAUUGCAGACAAAUCUGAUUUUCCCAAAAUCUAGACCUGAAUCUGUUGGAAAAACUGAUAGAUGAAGUCUAGUAAUGAAAUAAACUAAUUAGACGAAAAUACAAGGUUUGAUUCUUGAACAUUUUCUUGUCCUUAUAAUUGAAAGAGCAGUAAUUUCAUUUAUUUUUCUGUUUCAAGAUCGAAUGGAUGCGUAUUCAGUGUCAAUUGGAAAAACAUACAAUUUGGUGACGAAUUGUGCAAUUAUGAAAUAAAUCUGACGUGUCUCUUCCAGAACUGAGUGUAGCUUUCUUUACUCUUCGCGAAAAAGUUGUCCACUUCCCACCACCUGCGUUAUUUUUGUGACGUGAUUUAAUUUCUUGUACAACACCAUUGAUUCAGUUGAAACCUUUAAUACAAGAAAUAGUUGCGGGCGACCGG
This is a messenger RNA of Pocillopora meandrina, 16926 nucleotides long. Lineage: Eukaryota; Metazoa; Cnidaria; Anthozoa; Scleractinia; Pocilloporidae. The record is from the annotation of a GenBank genome assembly.